AUGUGCUGUAUACGGCUCGAAGAACCAAAAUUGUGCUGCAUACGGCUCGAAGGACCAAAAAUGUGGGGUCUUAUGGUGCACGUACUAAUUUACGCACUCGCCAUUAACCACCUAGUUGCGCUGACACUCGUACAUAUGCCUUACGAAUACAUACUCAUGCUCCUUACGGCUACAUACUCAAACGCAUAUUGUUUUUCUCGCCACGGGUGGCGUGAUACGCACAACUACCGCGCAUGCGCAUACAGUCGCACCGUUGCGGCAAAUUUAGAGGAGGAAAAAUGUAAGCAGUAUCAACGACUGGAGAAAAUAAGGAAGCAAAAGGCGCACUUAUUCGCCGCUUUAGCGUUUCUGUGCCGCUGCCGGGACCCCAACAUCAUACCAGCAUUCCUUAGACAGAAACAAAUUCUCCAAUCAGCGAAGGCAAACAGAAUCUACGUUAGGACUGAGAAAGCCUUUCUUCGGGAACAAAUUCACCACACUCGUCGUAGCCUUGCGAAGACGGACAAGGAUCUUCUUGACCUGCGCUUGACACUGAGCAACAAGAUCGAACAACAGAAUUGGAUCAGAAUGGAUGCAAUCUCACAUUCCAACAUGAGAAACGAACUGGACCGUACAAAAGAGCAACAGAUCAGGAAAUACGAGAAGUUUCGGAAAAAACAAGCGCCCAAAACAGCAAACCUAGACCGAGGGAACUUCGCAAUCACUCCUCGUCACAUUCCGAUUGAAGAGAUCAUCUCCAGCACGGAAGCAGCCAUCAAGAAUCAAUCGGACCAGGAUGCCGAAGAGAUACGAAUUGAGACAGCCAACAUCUUCAGGAGGGUAAAACUACCCAAGACCAACCUGACGAGAAGUGAAGGACUGGCACUGCGGAGUCUGAACACGGAUGAGGGUAUCAUCAUACUUCCAGCAGAUAAAGGAAACGCAACCGUUCUUCCGAAGACCGAGGGCUACGAAAGGAAGAUUGAGAAACUCUUGGACCCGGGAGCUACAAACCCCUGA
Cylas formicarius (sweet potato weevil) is the source of this 999-nucleotide messenger RNA. RefSeq lists its product as uncharacterized. The record is from RefSeq and is a predicted model, not a curated record. The transcript has 4 exons. Bases 1 to 999 code for a protein of 332 amino acids. NCBI's taxonomy places the organism in Eukaryota, Metazoa, Arthropoda, Insecta, Coleoptera, Brentidae.